Molecule: messenger RNA, 3473 nt
Organism: Xyrauchen texanus (razorback sucker)
Lineage: Eukaryota; Metazoa; Chordata; Actinopteri; Cypriniformes; Catostomidae
Product: interleukin-17 receptor D-like
Exons: 12
Coding region: 576-2348 (590 amino acids)
Molecular function (GO): interleukin-17 receptor activity; protein binding
Source: RefSeq, a predicted model, not a curated record
CUUCUGAAAAUCAAUGUUAUUUAUGUUUUUUGCAAGAUUUGUGGUUUCCUGUAAACGCUAAUGAAGCAAGAGUCUUAGGACAUAAAACCACAUUCUGUUAGUCUCUCAUAAUGGAUUUCAUGAAAUCCCUCUUGGAGACAUGUAGUAUCCACAAACCUUGUUUUCAUAGAUGCUGAAUGUUAUUUUUGGCCAUUCGCUAUUCAUUCCUAUAGGAAUACUCUAUGGUGUGAGUGAUUGUAGUCAUUAUUCUGUUGCAUGGUCAGGAUUUAAGCCAAAAGUCCUGAUUCUUGGCUUUAAAAGUGUAAAUCAGGUUUAGCAUACCUGGCUGCAAAGCUGAUUGAUUGUGACAGUCUCUGCUGCUCUACAAUUUCCCCCUGGGCUCCACUCCCUCAGCUCUGUUUGUUUUCACUCAACCCUUCAUUCCAAACCUUUUGCCUACCUCCUCUCUUCUCCACCCCUUCUGCUUUUACUCAACUGGUUUUGAGUUCUUGGAAAAGACCUGAGUGAACACAUCUGCUCAGGAUGUUGAUUUUAGGGGACUGAAGCAUGUUUUCAAAUCAGGAGAAGAGAACAUAAUGUGGCCACCUACACUGAUCCUGGAGCUGCUCCUCUUGGGCUGCUUGUGUUUUGGUGCCCAUGUUGAACGAAUGUCGUACAGACCUCGGAGCUGCACGCUUGAAUGCAUUCAGCGGGGAGUCCCAGAAUGUGAAUACUGCAGAAUCACAGCAGAUGAUGUGCAGUUCUCUCUCAGCAUUCCCUCUAACAGUCCUUAUGGAAGUUGUGUACCUUGGCCUUGUCACUCUUUUCUAGGCCAGGAAACCCCAGAGGUCUGCCAGCAUUAUGUAAAUGCCCCACGCAAUAUUAAAAUUGAGUUUGAAGAAAGUGAAGAUCCCACAAAUGACGCCAUUACUGUGUCAUGGAACCCAAGCCAGUACGGUAUUGCAUUCUUACAUGGAUUUCAAGUAACCCUACAGGCACUCGGUGGCUCUCAGGUCAUAUGUCAACUCUUUCUCCUUCGGAAUAAUCAUUCUCUCACCCCUGCACAUGCUCAAAUGGUUUUUCACUCAGACCUCUUCACACAUCUGUCAUUGGAUACUGAAUAUGUCGUGACUAUCCUGGCAUUGCCUGUUCCUGAGCGGUGGGACCAGUUUUAUGAGAAGAAACAUUUUUUCACUCGCACAUGUUCUGAAAAAAAUGGUCUUGAUGAGUGUAAGAAAGACUGGUAUCCCAGAUACAUUGAGGUACACCAGGAGAACCAGGACGUUCUUGUGACCUUUAACCUAGCACCUGAGAACUUUGAAAUUCGGCACUAUUUUUCAUCAUGCUUUGGAGGCGGGCUACGAAAUUACACAAAUAUUAAACCAGAUUUCAGUGUAAACAAGACUCAUCACACAUACCGUUUGCAGAAUCUCCAGGCAGGUACAAACUACACCUGUGAGAUUGCUGCUGAUGUCGUGGAUGCAGUUAGGAAAACAUUCUUUGUAGUUAAACAUAACUCUGAAGAGCCAAUGACUUCACAUUUCACAGAGAGCCCUUCACUCAUAAUGCUCUUGUUGGUGGGAAUUCUGCUUGUUGCUACUGCAGUGCUCACCUUCACUGUUGUUUAUAAGAAAAGAAUGAAGAAAACCGCAAAGACCCAAUUAAGACCAGAUAUAAUUGAACGGUACUAUGACAAAAAGCUGGAUGAAGGACAAUGUGUUUUGCUGGACAAGAACACCCGCCCCCCUCGUCUUCUGAUUUGUUACUCUAAUAAUGAUGGUCCUGACCAUGUCAGAGUCGUGUUGCAAUUGGCUGCUUUUUUGCAAAAGCACAUGGCUACACAGGUGCAUCUGGACUUAUGGGAGGCCCUUAGCAUUAUGGAGGAGGGUGUACUUGCUUGGCAUUGCAGGAGAAUGAAGGAGUGUGACUUUGUGCUGGUCAUUUGCUCCAGAGGUCUCCUUCAGAACCAGAAAAACCAUUGCGAGGACGAAGAACCCGUGGAGAACACCGCUUUAGCCACCAUUGCCAUAAUUGGAGAGGAGAUGUGCCAUGCCAAAUCCCUGGGUCAGGACCUCUCCAAAUACAUGACCGCUGUUUUUGAGUACUCGGAGGAGUCUGAUAUCCCAGCUGUACUAGGCCUUGCUUCAAGAUACACACUGACCAAAGACUUACCUUUGCUCUUCUCCCAUCUUCAUGGAGUGGCUUUGCAGAAGCCUGGAGUUAACCUGCAGGUGGAGAACAUUUCAGAAAGCGGUUACUCUAAACUCCCAGCUGGAGCAGCACUACAGCUGGCCAUCCAAGAAGCCACAGCACUUAUCUCUGAUGAGCAGACUGAAGAGGAACAUGUAGGAAUUCCAAUCUUUUCAUAAAGGCCCCAGUAAGACACUGCAACAAUACUACUUCAAUGUGUGCACUCACACCCCAUAUACAACCUAGAUGGAACAUGUUAUUUGAGGACAAUCCCUCAGACACACUGGUUUUAAUUGACAAAGAUAAAUACUCUCCUUUUUGGGGGUUUAUCCCCCAGCUGCUUCUAUGUUUGCUGGACUUAUGAUGUAAGCCUGCCAAAAGAUAAGACAGAUGAAAAUUUCCAUAGACUUACAUUGAAGGAGGGACCUGAACCAUAUAAAUGGACCAGAAUGCCAUCGUGAUGCAGGGGUGUACUCUUUUGACUUGGGCUACCCAGAACACAAUAGAAACGCCCAAGCAGCUACCUAGAACACCUUAGAAAGUGUAUAGCAAUGGGGUGGCAACCACACACAACACCUAUGCAUUGUGGAGGCAUGUUUUGCACCACACACAUGUUCUUCAGCGUAAGACUUUAGUCACGUUUAGACCAUUGUGGGGAAAAACAAAUGUAAGAGAAGCUUUAUUAUGUUGGAAGAUGAUGUGUGAGCGGAAUGCUGGAAAAUCAUUUAUAAGUCCAAUUGUGAGUGUAUUAAUUAUUACGUAAAAAUUACGUAACGUAGUUUGCUCAUGCAUAUGAAUUGUAAAUGUAAUCAAGUAAAUAUUCACAGUAUUUGGAUGCACAUCCAUUAGUUUGGCACUAUUGGAGUCAGUUAUAAUUAAAUGUAGCUACUGUACUACAAUUGCCAAACACAGUAAUAAUGAAAAUUUUAUCAUAUGGGGCACUUAUAACUUUUAAAACUUUUUAUAGUGUAAUUUGCCUAAGGGUGACCUGAUGUGUUGCCCUUUCUUGUUUGUAAUACCAGUUUAUUGAAAUUAUAUAUUAUGGUUAUAUAUAUAUAUAUAUUUGUAUAACAUGAAGGGAAAUUAUUUUUUUCAUUGUUCUUUGUAUUUGCAUGGACUUCCAUUAUUAAUACAACACUUAUUCAGCAAAGAAAAGAAAUGAAACCCACCUUAUUCUGUUUUCAUCAGUGUAAAUGUCUUUGUUUCCAGAAUACAAGCUAAAGAAAAAAAAUAAGAUGUUUUUGCACAUAGUGUGUACAAUAAAAUGCAUGAUUGCCUGGUGUUUUGCAAAUAAACUAUAUUUU